AUGGCUCCUCAACGCAUGUUAGUGCAGAAAGCAGAAUUUCACAGAGCCUUGAAUCCAAAAUCCGGGGGGAUCCUUCGGUCGAAUUCAGAAGUUGAGUUUAGAGAACGGACAGCGCGAGUGGUUGUGGUGGAUCCUCCAGGUUUGCAGACACCCGAAGCUGGUGGUCGAAUGUCUGGCGGGAGUUUUGAAGAUCUUCUCUACAAUUAUACCAACGAGUGCCUUUUGCAACUUUAUCGAGACUGUCAGUCGCACAGUGAUGAAAGUGGGAAUAUUCGUUGCGAGAAUCCUGACUUUGUUGACUUCCUUGAUAGUCCACCAGAAAGUCCAUUAUCUUCCCAGCGUCGUGUUUCCUGCGCCAGUCGUCCUUCCCUCUCUCGAAACUGCGAUUCUCCAUUCCGAUCCGUUAGCACUACCUUUUCCCAAUCCGACGAGGAUUCCUCAGUGACCUGGACGGUGGACAAGAAUGGGAGCGUUGAAUCUGCUGCUGAAGCUGGCCUUCUUUGGCUUCUUGACUACGCCUGCUGCACUGGGGAUAUGAAAACCUUCCUUCGCCUCAUUGCCCAUAAAUAUGUCAAUCACAAGACUUCUCAUGUCUGGAGAGGUGAGAGCAAUCGAUUGUUAAACUGUGCUGCUUGUUUUCAUGUGUGUGUUCUUAUACUUGAUUGUGACAGUGAAAAGUAG
Molecule: messenger RNA, 681 nt
Organism: Rodentolepis nana
Lineage: Eukaryota; Metazoa; Platyhelminthes; Cestoda; Cyclophyllidea; Hymenolepididae
Source: the annotation of a GenBank genome assembly